AUGGGAGGAAGAAGAAAAUCGAAUAGGAUGCCAAAAAAAGAAAAGGUUUAAGCAAUUAAGACUAUUUUUGAUUGUGCUCUUUGUGGCUAUAAGAAUUGCGUAAUUGUUAAAAUGUAUAAUUAAAAAAAAGAAAUAGAAAAAAAGUCAUCAAGAUUGCAGAAUUAAAUUGUGAUAAAUGUUAAGCUGCUUUUACUACUAAAAUCAAAGGACUAGAUGAAGCUAUUGAUGUAUUUCACAAAUGGUUGGCUGAACUGAAGCAAAGAAAACUUACAAAAGAAUAACCAGAAACUAGAUUCGAUGAUGAUUCAAGUGCAGAUGAAGGAAAUGGAAGAAAUGUAGAGGGUAAGAAUGAUUCUAAAACAUUAAACUAGAAAUCCUAAAGGAUUAAGGAGAUGCUGAUAAUAAGUCCUAAUUUAGUGCUGAUUCAUUAGAUGAAAAAAAACCAUAAUAAAGCAAUAAUAAUGAAAAAGGCAAUAAAGGUAAAUUAAAGAAGCAACACUCAGACGAGGAUGAUGAUGAAGAUGAUGAUGAUGAUAUAUCCGAUGAUUCAAAAUUAGAUUCUGAAAAACUCUCAGACAUUGACAGUUUACUAAGCGACGCUGAUGAUGCUGAGGAAAUCAUAAAGAAAUUUAGAAAACGCUGA
Molecule: messenger RNA, 643 nt
Organism: Paramecium octaurelia
Lineage: Eukaryota; Ciliophora; Oligohymenophorea; Peniculida; Parameciidae
Source: the annotation of a GenBank genome assembly